This is a messenger RNA of Lepisosteus oculatus (spotted gar), 1163 nucleotides long. NCBI's taxonomy places the organism in Eukaryota, Metazoa, Chordata, Actinopteri, Semionotiformes, Lepisosteidae. The record is from RefSeq and is a predicted model, not a curated record.
AUGGCAGGCAGCAGAGUCUCUGCUCUGACGGUCUGUGGAUCCGUCGGCCGGGACGUCACUCUCCCCUGCAGAUACUCUGUGAGGGAUCACGGGGUGACGACGAUGUGCUGGGGGAGAGGAGAACUACCUCUUUCUGGGUGUAAUAAUAUGAUCAUUUCCACUGAUGGACAGAGAGUGGACUCCAGACUCUCAGAGAGGUACCAGCUGCUGGGACAGCUGACCGGAGGCGAUGUCUCUCUGACCAUCCUCCACGCUCAGGAGAGCGACUCUGGGUUCUACGGCUGCCGUGUGGAAAUACCAGGCUGGUUUAAUGACCACAAACUGACAGUUAACUUGAUCGUUACAAAGGUCACUGGAGUCUCUGCUCUGACGGUCAGAGGAUCCGUCGGCCAGGACGUCACUCUCCCCUGCAGAUACUCUGUGACGGAUCACGGGGUGACGAUGAUGUGCUGGGGGAGAGGAGAACCAACUCUUUCUUGGUGUAAUAAUAUGAUCAUUUCCACUGAUGGACAGAGUGUGAACUCCAGACUCUCAGAGAGGUACCAGCUGCUGGGACAGCUGACCGGAGGAGAUGUCUCUCUGACCAUCCUCCACGCUCAGGAGAGCGACUCUGGGCUCUACGGCUGCCGUGUGGAAAUACCAGGCUGGUUUAAUGACCAGAAACAUACAGUUAACUUGAUCGUUACAAAGGCUCCUGUGACGACCACAGACUCGCUCGUCUCCUCCCCAGAGCCUCAGAAGACAGCAGCCACCACUCAGACCCCCUGUAAAUCGACUGGGAAGGCAGCAGAUUCUACAAUCAGCUCCACAAUGUCUUCAGCUCAGCUCAGCAGCUCAGCGUACAGUAACUCGGCUGGGGGCCCAGUCCUCACUAUAGGGCUGGUGGCAGUUCUAGCUCUGGUGCUGGUGCUCCUGACCCUGCUGUUUCUCCUGCUGCGCAGAAGACAACGGAGAGCCCAGACGACGACUAAGCUGGACCCUCAGGUCAUCCCAGAGCUGCAGACCAGAGCCAGAGUGGAGGAGAACAUCUACAGCAUUGACCCACAGGAUGACUACGAAGUCUGUCCUUGACAACCCCAGAGACAGAGUGCAGGAGAACAUCUACAGCAGUGACACACAGGAUGACUAUGAAGUCUGUCCUUGACAUCCCCAGAGACAGAGUG